GGGGUGGAGCACACAGAGCGGUGUAGCAGCGGAAGGCAGGCUGGCCGGGCACUAGGCGGCGGAUUGCAGGCAGGAGUUGACAUGGAACGCUGGAAGGACAGGGUGGCCCUUGUCACAGGAGCCUCUGCGGGGAUCGGGGCCGCGGUGGCCCGGGCUCUGGUCCAGAAUGGGAUGAAGGUGGUGGGCUGUGCGAGGAACGUGGACAAGAUAGAGAAAUUGGCAGCUGAAUGUCAGAGCGCUGGCUAUCCUGGAACUUUAAUCCCAUAUAAGUGUGAUGUCUCCAAUGAAGAGGAGAUCUUGUCCAUGUUCUCUGCAAUUAAAACGUUACAUCAAGGUGUUGAUGUGUGCAUUAACAAUGCGGGCUUGGCUCGUCCCGAGCCACUUCUCAGUGGAAAAACUGAAGGAUGGCGGACAAUGAUUGAUGUUAAUGUUCUAGCUGUCAGCAUCUGCACCCGUGAGGCUUAUCAGUCAAUGAAGGAAAGGAAUGUCGAUGAUGGACACAUCAUAAAUAUAAAUAGCAUGAGUGGUCACAGAGUACUGCCAAGUUCGAUAUCACAUUUUUACUCCGCAACCAAAUAUGCUGUUACGGCCCUGACUGAGGGACUUAGGCAAGAACUUAGAGAAGAAAAGAGUCGCAUCAGAGCCACGAGUAUAUCACCGGGUUUGGUAGAAACCGAAUUUGCUUUUAAACUUUUUGAUAAAGACCCAGAGAAGGCAGCAGCCACGUAUGAAAGUAUCAAGUGUCUGAAAGGUGAAGAUAUUGCUAACUCAGUGAUUUAUGUUCUCAGUGCUCCUCCACAUGUCCAGAUUGGCGAUAUUCUUAUGAGACCCACAGAACAAGUAUCCUAGUGAUUGGAGUUAUUGAAGGAGAUAUUGGAAAAGAAAGGACUGUCUGUUUUACUUACCUCUACUGGCUGAUUUGAAAUUUUAAUUGUGUUCAGAGGAUCUUGUUUAAUAAUUCUCUGUCUUUGAAGAUUUUUACCCAAGAAAAAAAUAGCAGCAAUUAUACUCCCCCCCCCCCCCCCCGCCCUUUCCACUUUCCUUUUAUAGUCAGGCAACCACUUAACUAAAAACCAUUGUUGAGAAAAAAAAAAUAUAUAAAAAAAGACUAAUGAAGCCUUGUUGGGAAUCUUUCAAAACCACUUAUUCGGUAUCACUGGAAUUGAGCCUACAAAAAAAACCUUCUGUUUUGCUCAACCUUUAACUUUUUUAGCGAGUUUUUAUUUGUCUGAUAUAUUCCCGUAUCCAUUUAAAGCCUAUGUUUGAUGAUGGGUAAUUUAAUUUCUAUCUGACAUAUCUUAUAACACCUAAGCAGGGUUUGAACAUUUUUACACUGGUUUCUAUCAUGUAUUUGGAACGUAUUAAAUAUCCGAUAAGUGGCUGCUUUGUGUUUUUUUAUAAUUUGGAUGAAUCUGACAAAGUGGCAGAAAAUGCAUUAUGGAGCAAUUUAUGUGCAGUGUUCUGAAAAUGUGUGUGGUUUGAUACUCCUUAUUAAAUGUAAAAGGACUCCUA
Molecule: messenger RNA, 1512 nt
Organism: Pelobates fuscus (common spadefoot toad)
Lineage: Eukaryota; Metazoa; Chordata; Amphibia; Anura; Pelobatidae
Gene: DHRS11
Product: dehydrogenase/reductase 11
Exons: 7
Coding region: 82-849 (255 amino acids)
Molecular function (GO): oxidoreductase activity
Source: RefSeq, a predicted model, not a curated record